This is a messenger RNA of Daldinia loculata, 1682 nucleotides long. Its product is annotated as zinc-finger of the MIZ type in Nse subunit-domain-containing protein. The coding region runs from base 298 to 1524 and encodes 408 amino acids. NCBI's taxonomy places the organism in Eukaryota, Fungi, Ascomycota, Sordariomycetes, Xylariales, Hypoxylaceae. The record is from RefSeq and is a predicted model, not a curated record. Gene Ontology annotation, molecular function: zinc ion binding; SUMO ligase activity. Gene Ontology annotation, biological process: protein sumoylation; double-strand break repair via homologous recombination. Gene Ontology annotation, cellular component: nucleus; Smc5-Smc6 complex. The transcript has 2 exons.
UCUGCUAAGUGCAUCUGCUGGGGGCCCUGGGGCCACUGCUAAAGCACUGCUAAGCAUUGUUAAGGCAGAGCUAGAACCCCACAGUGACGUUUUCACACUACCUUAAGCAUCUUAUCUUAUCUAAAUGCACUUUUCGGAUUAGACGCGACUCGACGCGUAUAUUGAAAGUUUAUCAUUACAUGUAGGCACAUUUAUUUGAGGUAAUCACCGUACAGUCCACCAGUUCGUCGUCAAAACCAACGGAUUAAGGGAUAUCACUCAAUUCCAAUCCAUCAACAUCUCCCUGCGGAAGUAGACAUGCCCCUCCUAUCUAGUAGCCGCCGGCUACAAUCCGGUGCCGACCGUAAUCGAGGCCGACCGAGCACAUCAUCCACUCGUACCCAACAAGACAACGGCCCUGUCGAGCUACCAGAUUAUGAGCCUCUCGCAUGCCCCCUAAGUGCCGAAGCUAUACGCGCGUUAACCCAAUUGUCAACGAGCAAGGAUACGCGGAAGUACGAGGAACAACUGAACAAGAGUGUAGAGCUUCUGAGCGCCAGCGUGCGGGAUAUCAACGACAAAUACGAGGAGAGAAAAGAGAGCCUCAAGAACCUUCAGGAAAAGCGAGCCGGACGCGACGAAAAGAAUGAUCGGGAGAGGGCUGAGGAGAAAGCCGUGUUGGCGCUGAAGAAUGACGUACCCGUGUUGACAAACGAAUGCAACCUCGCCGUCCAGAGCGUUAUCGACUUGAAGAUAGAGCUCGAGGACAGUAAUCUGGCGCUACGGGGAACGGCGCAGAAGGUCGAGACCGAAGCUACGAAUGCGACCCGAAGACAAAGACACCGGGGCGACGACGAGGACGACGAGAUGGCAGAUGCUAACAUCACGAGCCCGAUAAUGUUACUACAGCGAGCUAAGGAGAGUGCGGCUGAGGAAUACGCGUCGAAGACUCCGUACGAGAGAUACGGUACAAACAACGAUUACGUUGGCUUUAAACGGCUCUGGCAUGACGCCAUUUACGGGAGAGGUAAUAAGCCGUUGCCAGAUGCAUCUAAAUGGUUUUCGCAGAACGGAGGGGAGGACGAGGCGAGCGAAGACGAGGAUCUGAUUGUUGCCGAGGAACAUCUUGACAUACAUUGCCCCCUGUCCAUGGUAAUCAUGAAGGAUCCAUAUACGAGUGUAAAGUGCAAGCACACGUUCGAGAAAGACUCCAUUAUCCAGUUUCUCCAAACCCAACGUGGGCGAGCACGAUGUCCACAGACAGGCUGUAAUAAGGAAGUGUCAGUUUCUGAUUUCCAUCCCGACCCGGUCAUGUUGCGCAGAAUUAAGCGACAAUUGGCCUCGCAGCGCGCGAGUAUGGCUGAAGAUGACGACGACGAGGAUGGGGGUGGGGGUGGAGAUGAGGGUGAGGGUGAGGGUGAGGGUGAACAGGAUGUCGACGCCGAGGGCGAUUCGCAUAUGAGUGCAACUCCUGGCCGCAAUGUCAAAUCGGAACGAGAGGGUAGGGGCAGAGGACAACAAUUAAUCGAUGACCUUGUACAGUAGAGGACGAAUAGGAGGCAUAACUCGCUUGUGUAUCCUCCAUUUGGUGAGAUAAUGGAGGUCUUACAAUAUUAGGACGGCAUCGUAGUCUUAACGCCUAAGGUAGCUUAAGCUAAGACCAAAACGAGUAGGAUUCCCGUCGGCAGUGAAUUAUGAUAUUA